UCAAAUAAUUCUAAUAUCAAUUAUCAAUUUGCUAUUGGUCAUUAAUUAAUUCGUGUAAAUAAUUGGGGAAACAAAAAAUAUAUUUGAAAGUUUAUUGGUCAAACAUGUUUUUAACGUUUUAGAAUUUGCAAAACCGCUCAUAAGGUAUUCGGCAUGUGUCAUCCUCGACUUUCCGAUACAAAACGUAUCAAAAACGCAGAAACGUUAAGAAAUUGAAGUUUACGUGUUAGAUAGGUAGAGAGCCACCAUCACAAAAACAGUUAAAAUCAAUAUUUGGCCAAUAGUAAAAAAAAAAUUCAAAAAAACCAACAGUGAAAUAAAUAGGUUUUAAGUGCUAAUUUCAAACAUUAAGGGAGGUAAACAAAAUUUUCCAAUUUAUAGAGAGGUUUAAAUGUAAUUAUACCAAACUUUAAGGAGGUAGGUAUAAUUUAUCCUAAAAUAUAUAAGUAAAUGAAAAGAAAGAGAAGAAAGUUCUGAUUUGCACCAGUGCACCUUCGUUUUGUACAAGCUUCCACUUCACUGAAGAAUUGGGGGUUUAGCAGUGAGAGAGAGAGAGAGAGAGAGAGAGAGAGAGAGAGAGAGAGAGAGAGAGAGAGAGAGAGAGAGAGAGAGAGAAUGGAUGAAGAAGAAUACGAAGUCGAUAGCCAGAGUGAGGAGGAGAGUGAAGUAUCAAGUAGGUGCAGUAGAGUUUCGGACACUGUAGAUAUAGAAGUAGAUUUCUCUGAUGCGUUUACUACUCGCAAUAUAUUUGGUUCGAGGGAGGAAUUGCUCGCGUGGGCGCGUUCCGUGGGCAGGCAACGCGGUACAGCAUUAACCGUUGAAACGUCGCGUAACGGAAUCAACGGGCGUAGAAGAGCGUUCGUCACGCUCGUGUGCGAGCGCGGAGGUAACUAUCGAAAACGGAAGCUUGAGGAGGUCGGCGCACGAAAAUGCGGAUGCCCUUUCAAAUUGAAGGGCAACGAAUUAGGCACGGGCGACGAAACAAUCGGGUGGCAGUUGACUGUUGUUUGCGGUAUUCACAAUCACGCGGAUUUUGGAAACACGGAAAACCCUAAUUCUGCAGAUGAAAUGAUUUCGGCAGAGGACGAGUCGAAACGGAGGGUUCAGAAGUUGAAUGUUGAAGAGAAGGUCGGUAAAUCUCAAAUGCAACUACUUAUGGAAAAAUUGGCCGAGCACAAAUAAUUAAAGUGGCACAGGUCGUGCGAAAUAACCGACGAGGUCACCGACAUGAUGUGGACGCACCCAGCUAGUAUUGCUCUCGCACGUAACUUCCCCCAUGUGUUAAUCAUGGAUUGCACGGUCAAGAUUAACCGCUUCCGUCUUCCGUUACUCGAGAUUGUGGGUGUUACUUCUACGAACCUGAAAUUCCCCGUCGCGUUUGCGUACUUGAAAUACGAAAAGGCGGAGAAUUACAAGUGGGCGUUGAGAAAUUUGUUGAAGUUCAUGAAAGGGUAUCCAAUGCCUAAUGUUAUUGUCACGGAUCUCGAACCGGAGUUGAUGAAAGCUGUAGCUGUUGUGUAUCCAGAUAGUCGUAAUUUGCUGUGUAAAUGGCAUAUAAUCCAGGACAUACGAAUUAAUUGUAAAGAAAUGUUCGUACGACGCCCGUUUGGAUGGGAGUGUUUUGAGUGGAUGUGGUCCUGCUUUGUCGAACAAGUUACCGAAGAGUCGUUCGAUCGAAAAGUAUCUCUACUGAAAAAAAGUUAUCCCGAUGCUCUAUCUUAUAUCUCGCAACAGUGGUUGGACCCGUUUAAGGAUUAUUUUUUAACGACAAACACGUGUAUGCACUACGGGGUAUUGGUGGAGCCAGAAUUCGACAAAAGGUUCAAUACUUAUUAUCAUUGUAACUUGAAACUUCACUUGGAUUCGUUGAAAGGGAGUUUUGCCGACAAUUGGAAAAACAUUAACGGGAUAUUGGUUCAGCAAUAUUGUAUUAUAGCAUCUUCAUUUCGAACUAGCAAGAAUAUCGUCCAAGACCAACAUGGUUUUAAGCCUGCAAUCUUUAACGAGCUUCGAGGAUUCGUUUCGGAGUUUGCUCUUAAAAAGAUCAGGUCCAAAUUGAAGAGAGCACGCGAUUGUUUGACGGUCCAUUUCGAGAUGCCUUGCGAGUGCAAUUUACAAGCAACGUAUGGAUUACCUUGCGCGCAUAAGUUGUAUGAAUUCCAGAAGAACGGAAUACCUAUUCCACUUGAUUUGGUUGACUCGCAUUGGAAGAACUUAAGUAUGCAGCCGCCUAAACGUCGUUUGGUAAAGAAAGAUAAUCUCGAUCGGGCUGAAGGUUCGAAGAACUUAAAUAUGGAGCCUAAACCUCGUUUGGUAGAGGAAAAUAAUCUCGAUUGUGCUGAAGAUUCGAAGAACUUAAAAAUGGAGCCUAAACCUCGUUUGUUAGAGGAAGAUAAUCUCGAUCGUGCUGAAAAUUCCAAGAACUUAAUUAUGGAGCCUAAACCUCGUUUGGUAGAGAAAGAUAAUCUCGAUCGUGCUGAAGAUUCGAAGAACUUAAAAAUGAAGACUAAACCUCGUUUGGUAGAGAAAGAUAAUCUUGAUCGUGCUGAAGAUUCGAAGAACUUAAGUAUGGAGACUAAACCUCGUUUGGUAGAGAAAGAUAAUCUUGAUCGUGCUGUGGAUUGGAAGAACUUAAGUAUGGAGCCUAAACCUCGUUUGGUAGAGGAAGAAAUUCUCGACUGUGCUGAGGAUUUAGCGAAGUUCUCGGAGUUCUUUCAUGAACAAGAUGCCCAAACAAGGAGGCGUCUUCUCGAAGAGUUGCGCAAGAUAUACAAGCCUGAUCGUAUCACUUCAUCCGGGGAAUAAAGAAGAUUGAUACAUUUAGGACAUUAGUAAGUCCGUGUGUAUUGUUCGUUUUGUUACGUUUUGCAGAUUUGUCGGUUCUUCUCUCGGUUGGUUACAUUCUUAUCUAUUAGAACUUCGGUAUGAUUUUUGGCUUUAUUAUGAGAGGGAAGAACCUUUACAAGUACAUAUAUGUUUCUGCAGAUUGUUUUC
Messenger RNA from Erythranthe guttata (spotted monkey flower), 2994 nucleotides. RefSeq lists its product as uncharacterized. NCBI's taxonomy places the organism in Eukaryota, Viridiplantae, Streptophyta, Magnoliopsida, Lamiales, Phrymaceae. The record is from RefSeq and is a predicted model, not a curated record.